Pisolithus orientalis is the source of this 776-nucleotide messenger RNA. RefSeq lists its product as uncharacterized. The transcript is spliced from 5 exons. NCBI's taxonomy places the organism in Eukaryota, Fungi, Basidiomycota, Agaricomycetes, Boletales, Pisolithaceae. Bases 98 to 607 code for a protein of 169 amino acids. The record is from RefSeq and is a predicted model, not a curated record.
GUCCAGUGCAUCUUUGUGUCCAUCCAAAACAGUGUAUCUUACCGAGCCAGACGUUGACCGUCUUAAUAAAGAGUCCUCCGGAAGGACACGGCCGACCAUGCUUAAUAUUACGCCCUUGGUAUCGCUCUUCGCGCUUGCUGGUCAAGCGUAUGCUUUGACCAUCGAUGUCGGUGGAUCCGUGGGCAACGUAUCCGCGGCAGACUUCCUCAAUGUUCCAGACUCAAGUCUGUUGGCUACUUGUCAGAGCCCCUGCAACAAUGCUACCACUCAGAUACAGAAUUGCGGUCCUGACGACAUGUGUCUCUGCGGACCAGGGACCAUCACCGCCAUAACCUCCUGUCAACAGUGUAUGUUUGAUGACCUGGUCGACAGGUUUGCGGAGAGCACGGAUCCCCGCGCUGGCUCAGCUUCAGCGCUAACCGCUUAUAGCACCGCAUGCUCCACCGCAGUAAAUGUAACUAUCCCGUCCCAGUUCAUCACCUUACACCUCCCUCCGAACUGGGAUGGUCCGUAUGGUGUUGGUCUCAGUCUACCAGUCACCGUUCUUGUAGUUGCGGCGGGUGCUCUACUGGGAGGAAGUGCCGUCUUGUUGUUGUCGAACAUGUAGGACCGGGUUAGAGCUCCUUUACCACCGUGGAACCUAAUUAUUAUAAUCCUUGUACAAAUUGACACCUCGUGUAUCGCUAGAUUAUUAUCCACCUGGUUUUUCGGGAAAUGUACGAGUACUUAUAUCUCCGGAGUGAUCGUGAAUGAUUUUAGAGCUUGUCAGACUCAAG